Abrus precatorius (Indian licorice) is the source of this 645-nucleotide messenger RNA. Its product is annotated as protein RDM1. Gene Ontology annotation, cellular component: nucleus; RNA polymerase V complex. The transcript is spliced from 2 exons. The coding region runs from base 149 to 616 and encodes 155 amino acids. The record is from RefSeq and is a predicted model, not a curated record. Lineage: Eukaryota; Viridiplantae; Streptophyta; Magnoliopsida; Fabales; Fabaceae.
GACGUUUGAAGUAAGAGAAAAGCAAAUUGGGGGGAACUGAGAGCAUAGCUUGCUGAGGGUUUGCAGUGUGCACUUCGAUGCAAUCUGAGACUUUGUUCAACCGUUUCAAUUAGGGUUUUUGUUUCAUUCAUUCGUUCACUCUUCUGAGAUGGAUAUGUCAUGUGAUAAUCAAAUUAAUGUCUCUUCUUCCCCAAAUUCCCUUCAUUCUGAUCCCCCCAUACUCAUCAACCACCAAGAUAUACUCAUCAGACGCGCACAAAUGUAUCAGGAUUUCAUGAAGCAGAUUCCAGUUCCAAGCCACAGAGGCUCUGUGAUUCCAUUUACCUCAUGGAUGGGAUUAGGCAGAUCCAUUAAGCAGUUAUAUGGGCAGCCUCUUCAUUACCUCACAAAUGUUCUCCUUAAGCAGUGGGAUCAGUUGAGGAUUGGCAGUGACGAUGAAUAUAAGCCCUUGGACGACAUAAUUCAUCCCUGCAAAGCUGAAGCCACCAUCUGGCUCAUUGAAGAAAUCCAUCGACAAACCUCCUCGUAUUUUCAUGUUGCUGAGCUGUGGAAGGUGGAUCCAAUGUUCAAUAGUUUUGUUGAUUACAUAUUCCCUACUUUUGAGCACACAUCAUGAAGCCAUUUAGUUUAGAGGCUUUGACUGUA